CUAAAAACUCAUUCAGUUCCGUAGCUCACGCUGCCCAGAUGUGAGGCUGGGGGCUCGGAGAUUAUUUUCAAAAAUGUUGACAACACGCAAAACUCUCGGACUGUGCUUGAUUCUGGCACUAUCUCUGCUUAUCAGCUGGUCGUGUGGAGCAUCGCCGCCUACGCCAAUAAAAUACAAUGAUAUUAAUGCGUCAUUUUCACAGACGAUAUCAUCUGGAAAUGCCACACGGAUCUUAAUGCCCACGAUCCUCGAUGUGCCGCGAAUAUGUCCUCCUGGCUUUAUGCUCUAUGGUCGACCACAGCGUUGUCGCAAGACAGCCUAGAUGUGACAGAAUUAGUAUUAUAAUCAUGUAAAUAAAUCAAUAAA
Drosophila novamexicana is the source of this 366-nucleotide messenger RNA. RefSeq lists its product as uncharacterized. The transcript has a single exon. The coding region runs from base 74 to 322 and encodes 82 amino acids. The record is from RefSeq and is a predicted model, not a curated record. Lineage: Eukaryota; Metazoa; Arthropoda; Insecta; Diptera; Drosophilidae.